AUGGUCUUCUACUGGACAAAACUUGCCACACCUGAGCUCCUCAUGGAGACACAAACAAAGUCAUCGAAUGCUGCGUUCUACUUGUUGAAGCACGUAGCACAGCACUGGGUGAACCAACUUGAGAUGACUAAUACUACCAUAACCAAAGCAGAGUGGUUCUCGGAGGACUAUCAAGCAAGGAUGGAUGACAAUAUCAGUCGUCGGAAAUGGAAGGCAGAGUUGGUCAAAAUCAAUGAAAUCGCAAAGGACAUUAACUACAUGCGACAACAAUUGAACCACUUUUGGCGCGCAAUGUAUCUCAACCUGGAGAGGUUGGGCGUACAGUUAGGCUGUGAAAGCGUGGAUGAGAACGCAUCACUUGCUAUCAAAGAUGCACAAAAGGACUUCAUCACUAUCCACGCGCGAAUGCAGCCAUUGCGAAACCGCGCAGAAGCGCUAACCUCUGUGUCCAACGACAUUGCGAACCUGCGCACGGCAUUCAGAGGUGUCGCGGACGGCGAAUUCAGUCUUCGUCUAAGUUUGUUCGCGUCCGUGGUCUUCCCACUCACCCUCUUGGCGGGCAUCUUCAGCAUGGGCGAUGAUUAUCGUCCGGGAAGGCCGCAAUUCUGGAAGCUCUGGGCUAUUGGCGUGCCGUUUUGUGUCACCGUGGCACUUGGAUUGGUAUAUGGCAAACAUCCCUGGACCGUGUUCAUCGACUUGUGGGAGUAUGCAGGAGAUUGGGUAAAACGACGUGGUCUUGUCCAGUCGAGGGCACACGAAAAUUCGUUUGAGAAAGUGACGGGUAAGGAACAAAGCGGAAGUGCAGCAAAAAACAGGCCGUAUGCAGAGAAGAAGUCACUGAAGAGGGCGGCUUAUAGAGCGGAUGAAGAACAAGCUGUCAUCGCUUGA
Molecule: messenger RNA, 888 nt
Organism: Parastagonospora nodorum SN15
Lineage: Eukaryota; Fungi; Ascomycota; Dothideomycetes; Pleosporales; Phaeosphaeriaceae
Exons: 1
Coding region: 1-888 (295 amino acids)
Biological process (GO): transmembrane transport; metal ion transport
Cellular component (GO): membrane
Molecular function (GO): metal ion transmembrane transporter activity
Source: RefSeq, a predicted model, not a curated record